GCGGAGAUCUUGGAGACAUGCGUGUGUUUUCGUUAGAGUAUACGAUUAUUCUAAUUUUAGAAAACGGUCUAUCCAGGAGUAAUAUAUUUAUCUCUAACAUCCAAACUUAAUCGGAGAAGGAUUAGCACGAAUAUCGAGGAGAGAAUCUCAACAAGCAUGCGUUCUGUACGGUUGCUAUCUGGAUAUGAUAUGCCGACAGUGGGAUUAGGGACAUGGCAGGCUAAACCGGAAGAAAUCGAGACUGCUGUAAGCACCGCUUUGGAAUGCGGCUACAGACAUAUCGAUACAGCGUCCAAUUAUAAUAACGAAGAGGCAAUCGGCAAAGCCUUAAAAAAAUGGUUUGAAAAAGGUGGUACUAGGAAGGAACUUUUUAUCACGACGAAGUUGCCCCAUUAUGGUAAUCGACCAUCCGAUGUAGAAAAAUUCAUCAAGUUGUCAUUGGAGAAGCUUGGAUUGGAUUAUUUAGAUAUGUAUCUUGUUCACUUGCCAUUUACAUUUAAGUUUGACGAAAAGACAGGCGCUGCAGCGACCAAUGAAGAUGGAAGUUUUAUACUCGACUUUGAUACAGAUCCUAUCUCAGUAUGGAAGGAAAUGGAGCAACAAGUUAAAUCAGGCCGUACUAGAUCUAUAGGUUUGAGUAACUUUAAUGAGAAGCAAAUUAUGACUAUCUGGGAAAAUGCACAGAUUAAACCAAGUAAUCUACAGGUGGAGUUACACGCGUAUAUGCAACAGAAAUCAAUUCGAGAAUUGUGCAAGAAGCACAAUAUUGUUAUAACAGGAUACAGUCCACUGGGCUCUCCAGCUGCAAAGACGCAUUUUGAGACAAAAUAUAAAUAUACUUUAGAAAAAUGUCCCGACUUAUUAAACUAUCCGAUCAUACAAGAUAUCGCCGCGAAACAUAAAAAAACAACAGCGCAAAUCUUAUUACGUUAUUUACUGCAAUUGGAUAUUGUAAUUAUUCCCAAGAGCUCGUCUCCCGAAAGAAUCAAAUCGAAUAUCGAUUUAUUCAAUUUUACCUUAACAGAGAAUGAUAUGAAAGUCCUAAAUAGUUUAGAUAAAGGUGCUAAUGGCAGAAUUUUUAACUUCUUAUUCUUUAAAGGAGUUCAAAACCAUCCACAUUAUCCAUUUAAAGACGAACUUUCAUAAUUGUAAAUUAACAUCGAAUCAUUAGUUUUUUUAAUAAAAUAGUUGAAAAAGAAUUAUGUAACAUAUGCAACAAAAGCACAAUGUUAUAUGUAUUAUAAGUUAGAGACAUUUUUGUUGUUCUCUUUAAUGCAAUCUGUAUAACAUCUUACGUUGCAAACGAUGUUGCAGUUCACCGCGACGUAUCAUUAUACUUGAUGUCCAAUAGGAAAUCUGCUUUUCAAUUGCUUUUCGAUGCGCGACAAUAUUUCAUGAUCCUCUUCUGAGCAUACCUGCUAAUGAUCCAGACAUUGCUGCUUCUAAUGUAGACACUUGGAAAAGUCUUAGAGCCUCGUUAACAUGGAGUUCAGUAACAAAGGGUUGCAUCUGCAUUUUGGCCAGGGCUUCGGAAAUUCGUAUGACAGCCUCAAGCUGCCGAACUGUUAUAGUUUUUCCCCUGCUUCUGCACUGAGCCUUGGACCACAACGCCUACAAUGUAAAAAAAAUCAUAAUAGAGACACAUGUUACAUUGUAUAUUGAAGUUUACGCUUGUACAAUUAAAUACGAUAAGAUAUGUGACAAAAACUUA
Messenger RNA from Cataglyphis hispanica, 1711 nucleotides. RefSeq names its product aldo-keto reductase family 1 member A1-like. The coding region runs from base 157 to 1146 and encodes 329 amino acids. NCBI's taxonomy places the organism in Eukaryota, Metazoa, Arthropoda, Insecta, Hymenoptera, Formicidae. Gene Ontology annotation, molecular function: aldose reductase (NADPH) activity. The record is from RefSeq and is a predicted model, not a curated record. Gene Ontology annotation, cellular component: cytosol. The transcript has 10 exons.